Grammomys surdaster is the source of this 2634-nucleotide messenger RNA. It is a transcript of the gene Npy1r, whose product is annotated as neuropeptide Y receptor Y1. Gene Ontology annotation, molecular function: neuropeptide binding; neuropeptide Y receptor activity. Gene Ontology annotation, cellular component: plasma membrane; neuron projection. Gene Ontology annotation, biological process: G protein-coupled receptor signaling pathway. Lineage: Eukaryota; Metazoa; Chordata; Mammalia; Rodentia; Muridae. The coding region runs from base 176 to 1324 and encodes 382 amino acids. The record is from RefSeq and is a predicted model, not a curated record. The transcript is spliced from 3 exons.
GGCGAACAGAAGGAUUCUUCAAAAGAGUAUUCAGUUCAAGGGAAUGAAGAACUGAGAAUAUAUGGAGUAUGAGUCAGCUGAAGAUUUGAUCCGUUUUGAAGAACCAUAACAGUCCAUUUGUCUAAGCGGUAACAAAAAACCAAAAAACAAAACAACAACAAAAAGUUUUAAAAAAAUGAAUUCAACUCUGUUCUCCCGGGUUGAAAAUCACUCAUUUCACUAUAAUGCCUCAGAGAAUUCUCCACUUCUGGCUUUUGAAAGUAACGACUGCCACCUGCCCUUGGCUGUGAUAUUCACCUUGGCCCUUGCUUAUGGGGCUGUGAUUAUUCUUGGGGUCUCUGGAAACCUGGCAUUGAUCAUAAUCAUCCUGAAACAGAAAGAGAUGAGAAAUGUCACCAACAUUCUGAUCGUGAACCUCUCCUUCUCAGACUUGCUAGUUGCGGUCAUGUGUCUGCCGUUCACUUUUGUAUACACACUGAUGGACCACUGGGUCUUUGGGGAGACCAUGUGCAAACUGAAUCCCUUUGUACAAUGUGUCUCCAUCACGGUAUCCAUUUUCUCGCUGGUUCUCAUCGCUGUGGAACGGCAUCAGCUAAUCAUCAACCCGAGAGGGUGGAGACCAAACAACAGACACGCUUACAUAGGCAUUACUGUCAUUUGGGUCCUUGCAGUGGCUUCUUCUCUGCCCUUCGUGAUCUAUCAAAUUCUGACCGACGAGCCCUUCCAAAAUGUAUCACUCCCGGCGUUCAAGGACAAGUAUGUGUGUUUUGACAAAUUCCCGUCAGACUCUCACAGGCUGUCUUACACGACGCUCCUUCUGGUGCUGCAGUAUUUUGGCCCACUCUGCUUCAUAUUUAUAUGCUACUUCAAGAUAUACAUUCGCUUGAAAAGGAGAAACAACAUGAUGGACAAGAUCAGGGACAGUAAGUACAGGUCCAGUGAGACCAAACGAAUCAACAUCAUGCUGCUCUCUAUCGUGGUCGCCUUCGCGGUCUGCUGGCUGCCCCUUACCAUCUUCAACACUGUGUUCGACUGGAACCACCAGAUCAUUGCCACCUGCAACCACAAUCUGCUGUUCCUGCUCUGCCACCUCACGGCCAUGAUCUCCACCUGCGUCAACCCCAUCUUUUAUGGAUUCCUGAACAAAAAUUUCCAGAGAGACUUGCAGUUCUUCUUCAACUUUUGUGACUUCCGGUCUCGAGACGAUGACUAUGAGACCAUAGCCAUGUCUACCAUGCAUACGGACGUGUCCAAGACUUCCCUGAAGCAGGCAAGCCCAGUCGCGUUUAAAAAAAUCAGUAUGAACGACAAUGAAAAAAUCUGAAGCUGCUCAGAACAUAUGGUCCCAGGCUACAUCUGUGGAAAAACAAGCACAGCCUUCCGCAUGCUUUCUUUACCUGUGCUCCCAGGGAACGGAGUGAAGCAGGUUUGGAAAGUCCAGGACAUCUUGUGUUGGGUUUUACUGCUUUUGUGAUGGUUGCCAUGAUAACUUGACAAUCUAAUUACUUUGUAAUCUAUCUUCUGGCAACAGUUUUGACUAGAUGUGUGUGUGUGUGUGUGUGUGUGUGUGUGUGUGUGUGUCUCAUCCGUCUCUAUCUUUGUGUAUGUGUGUGAAAUUAUGUGUAUGACAAGGAUUUUUAUAUUGUAUUUAUUGGAGUGAACUUCUCUGAAGUAGUGUCAUGAGCUCACUGCAAAAGCAGUACCUACCUGGUAUUCUCAAGGUACUGGAUUUUCAAGAUCAGAUGAGAUUUCCAAGACCCUGGACUACCUUCAUUCCAUGCUAAGCAUCAUCUUCGUCUGUUACAAGGGUGACAGUAUACAAAAGUCACCUUUUAGAAUGUGCUGGAGCCAAAAGAGAGUCUGAAGUCAUUUGGCAGCAUCUUUUUUUUUUUUUCUCUUUUUUUGAGAGGACUGGAUUUGUAACUCCUAAUUGAGUCUUGCUUAAGAUAAAGGUACGUGAAGAACACGUUUUCAGCUGUGAAUAUCAUUGGGAGUUAGGACAUCCACGAGAAUGAAGUGCCAAAGCAGCUCCCUGAUUUCAAGAUUCCUCUGAUGGCCAAAGCAUUUCGGGGCAAUUAGUUUAAUACGUAAACUAGACUUGCUGCAAACAGGUAAUGGCAUCCACAGGACUUGAUCUUCGAGAUGUUUUGCAUCGUUCAGAAGAGCACUGAGCACCAUCAAGCUUCCUGGCACAAGCAUGAGACUCUGAGAGCAUUUCUAACUCAUACUGCAUAGAAACAUAAGAUGCAUUUUCCAUACGGCAGUGCCUGCAUAGUAACUAGUGUUUAACUCUCACCAUGUAUUUUUCACAGCAGAAGACACACAGACAAUGUUAAUGUAUGUACCCCUCAGCUAACAGGUAAUCGUACCUAAAAUGUUCAUGCACCCUGCCUAUCCUAACUGCAUAAACUAUAUAAAGUGUGGAGUUUUAUAAUCAUAUACUAUUAUAUCAUAGAGUACUAAGUAGUCCUGUCAUAGUAAUAUAUUUCCUUUCAUGUAUCUUGUAAUCAUGAUUUAGAUUCAGAAAAGAUACUUUGAAGAACAAGACAGUUCAAUGUAUUAUACAAAAUGUUGCCUGUGUGUGAUUUUAGAAGGGCAAACACUUUCUGUAUUAAAACUCUUUGGGCUUUUUCA